Molecule: messenger RNA, 1105 nt
Organism: Melanotaenia boesemani (Boeseman's rainbowfish)
Lineage: Eukaryota; Metazoa; Chordata; Actinopteri; Atheriniformes; Melanotaeniidae
Product: CD209 antigen-like
Exons: 6
Coding region: 71-994 (307 amino acids)
Biological process (GO): biological process involved in interspecies interaction between organisms
Cellular component (GO): external side of plasma membrane
Molecular function (GO): fucose binding; D-mannose binding
Source: RefSeq, a predicted model, not a curated record
CAGGGCAAUGUCCAGACAAACACUCUCCUGGACAGUCCUGUCAGACGGUUCUCAUUUUUAGAAGUAAAAAAUGGAGGACAGAGAAAAUUCAGGUUCCAUAUAUAAUAAACUGGUUUCUCAGGAGGAAAUCACUGAGGAUGAUGACCCUCUCUACUCAAAUCAGGAGAACGAGCAAGUGUCCAUGUCCACAGUAAGACCAGAAUCCAUGCUGAAUCUUUACAGACUGCUUACAGUGAGCCUGACAGUCCUCGCUGUCAUUCUGCUGGCAGUUGAUAUUGGCCUGGGAAUCUAUUACAACAACCUUGCUAAUGGCAACAUAGUCGCAGACAUUGGGAAUGAACUAACCAAACUACAGGCUUCUUAUGAUGCUGCGGCCCAAAACCUCGACAAUGCCAAGAAACAGCUGGAGAAUGAGGUCUCCAAAACAGACUUUAUAAAGUGGGAGCUGGAACACCAGGUCAGAAGAAACAAAGACUACGAAAAGCAGGCUGAAAAUAUGCAGAUGGAAAUUGCAGCGUUGAAAUCCCACCUGCCGAUGAUAAGAAAUGGCUGCAGAUACUGUUUAUCUGGAUGGACUUUCAUGAACUCAAUGUGUUACUUCUUCCCAUUUUCUGAAACCUUUUCACGUGUAACGUGGCAGGACGCCAGACAAUCCUGCAAAAGGCAAGGAGGCGACUUGGCAGUUAUAGACAGCAGAGAGAAACACAUGGCGGUAACUAACUUGAUAAAUAGCAAUUUCGACCACUCAAGACCAUCAUCUCUGAAUGGCUUCUGGAUUGGACUGAGAGAUGUAGAAGAAGAAGGAACCUGGAAAUGGCUGGAUGGGACAACACUGACUGAGGGGUACUGGGAAGAAGAACAGUCAAACCAGCCUAACCAUGCAGACUGCGUUGCUGUGUAUCCCAAACUCAACCCUUUUAGGGUUUGGAAGGAUGUGCCAUGUAGUUACAACCUGAAAUGGAUUUGUGAAAUGAAGCCAAGAUCUUCGGAAUAACAUAAUUAUUCUUUAAAGAAGAUUUUUACUUCUGGUUUAAUUGGUUGAACGGAGAAUGAACUUUAUCCUAAUUUCUUUUGUUUUGACAAAUAAAAAUGUAUCUAACUUGUG